This is a messenger RNA of Cucurbita moschata (crookneck pumpkin), 991 nucleotides long. RefSeq names its product expansin-A4-like. The record is from RefSeq and is a predicted model, not a curated record. The transcript has 3 exons. The coding region runs from base 72 to 836 and encodes 254 amino acids. Lineage: Eukaryota; Viridiplantae; Streptophyta; Magnoliopsida; Cucurbitales; Cucurbitaceae. Gene Ontology annotation, cellular component: extracellular region. Gene Ontology annotation, biological process: plant-type cell wall organization.
CUCCAUAAAUACCGACCCUCUGUUCUUCACAAUUUUCGUAUUCACAUUCAAAUUCCCAUAAUCACACAACAAUGCCUGCCCUUGCGUUUACUCUUCCUGCUCUUCUCCUCUCCCUCCUCUCUCUCGGAGCUUCUUACUCCGACGGCCAGUGGCAGAAUGCUCAUGCUACUUUUUACGGCGAAAGUGACGGCUCUGGAACUAUGGGAGGUGCUUGCGGUUAUGGAAACUUGUUCGACGAUGGCUACGGUGUGAACACGGCGGCGCUGAGCACUGCUCUGUUCAACAACGGUUUGAGCUGCGGAGCUUGUUUCGAGAUUAAGUGCGUUGACGAUCCACAGUGGUGCCAUCCCGGGAAUCCGUCAAUUAUCAUAACGGCCACGAACUUUUGCCCUCCGAACUUCGCGAUUCCGAGCGACAAUGGAGGGUGGUGCAACCCUCCCCGUCCUCAUUUCGACCUCUCCAUGCCAAUGUUCCUCAAGCUCGCCCAGUACAAAGCCGGAAUUAUUCCCGUCACUUAUCGCAGGGUGGGUUGCGUGAAAAAAGGAGGAAUAAGAUUCAGUAUGAACGGCUUCCAGUACUUCAACUUGGUGCUCAUCUCAAACGUGGGAGGCGCAGGGGACGUGGUGGAGGUGAGCGUGAAAGGCAGCAGCAACACCAAAUGGAUGAGCAUGAGACGGAACUGGGGCCAGAACUGGCAACCCGACACCGUCUUGGUUGGUCAGUCGCUGUCCUUCAGAGUCACAACCAGCGACCGUCGCACCGUCACCUCCUGGAACGUCGUCCCCUCUAAUUGGCAGUUUGGGCAGACGUUCUCCGGUGACAAUUUCAGCGUCUAAUUUUGACCAUCGAAUUUGAUUAUUUUCAUUCAAAUAUGGGGGAAUAGGGUUGUGUUAGUGAGCGUAGUUUUGGGAGGGAAGUUUUUGUUUUGGGAAGAUGGAAAUGAUACUGUAGGACGAAUAAAAGAGUUGUAUUUUUUAUGAAAGAAGAGGAA